AUGAACCGCAAAAAAAUUUUAAAUGGUGGAAAGUCGUACUAUAUUCAUCCUAUUUUUACUAAUUAUGCCGCUUCAAAAGACGGUGAAAUUUUAAAUGUAAAAACUGAAAGAAUUUUAAAAAAAAAUUUGACUUAUCAGGGUUACUAUCAGUUUAAAAUGAGCGAUAAAAAUCUAAUUAAACCAAAAACUUACUAUAUACACAGGUUUGAAUGGGAAUGUGUAAGAGGUGUUAUUCCAGAAGGAUUUGUUAUUGAUCAUAUUGAUUCUGUUAAAACAAAUAAUAAAAUAGAAAAUUUACAAUUACUGUCUCAGAAAGUAUUAGAAAAGGAAAUAGUAAACCUAUAUUAUCAUUUAAUAUUAAAAAUAACAAACAAAAAAAUUAUGAAAGUAUUAAUUCUGCUUCACUCGAAUUAG
Molecule: messenger RNA, 414 nt
Organism: Porites evermanni
Lineage: Eukaryota; Metazoa; Cnidaria; Anthozoa; Scleractinia; Poritidae
Source: the annotation of a GenBank genome assembly